This is a messenger RNA of Rhinocladiella mackenziei CBS 650.93, 213 nucleotides long. RefSeq lists its product as uncharacterized. NCBI's taxonomy places the organism in Eukaryota, Fungi, Ascomycota, Eurotiomycetes, Chaetothyriales, Herpotrichiellaceae. Bases 1 to 213 code for a protein of 70 amino acids. The transcript has a single exon. The record is from RefSeq and is a predicted model, not a curated record.
AUGACUCAAGAUGUUAUGCGUGGAAGAAUCAUGGUCAUCGACUGUGCCACCCAGAUGAUUCUAUCUUUACCACCGCACAGCAAUUACAUAUGUCUGAGCUAUGUCUGGGGCACCGACCACUUACCCACACCCGAAGAAUCUGCCCUAUUGAAAGAGACCCACCCGUUGCCACAUAACCUGCCUAAGACCGUUCGAGAUGCCUGUCCAAUCUGA